Megalops cyprinoides (Indo-Pacific tarpon) is the source of this 446-nucleotide messenger RNA. RefSeq names its product chemokine (C-C motif) ligand 20a, duplicate 4 (gene ccl20a.4). Gene Ontology annotation, biological process: cellular response to tumor necrosis factor; lymphocyte chemotaxis; inflammatory response. Lineage: Eukaryota; Metazoa; Chordata; Actinopteri; Elopiformes; Megalopidae. The coding region runs from base 54 to 332 and encodes 92 amino acids. Gene Ontology annotation, molecular function: chemokine activity; CCR chemokine receptor binding. The transcript is spliced from 4 exons. The record is from RefSeq and is a predicted model, not a curated record. Gene Ontology annotation, cellular component: extracellular region.
GAGGAGACAGCGAUCAUUUUUAGCUUCAGAAGCAGAAACUCCUCAGUGAAACGAUGGUGAAAGUGGGCAUGGCCGCUCCAGCUCUGCUGCUGCUCCUGGUGGCACUGGUGUCUGAGGGUGAAAUGGGUCCUGUCAGGUGCUGUUUAUCCUACAAUGAGAAGCCCUUCCCUGCCGACCUGUUACAACACUAUUACCUCCAGGACAUCAGAGGUCCUUGCAACAUUGAUGCUGUGGUCUUCACCACUGUGAGGGGGAGGAAGAUCUGUGCCAACCCUAAUGACAAGUGGGUCGAGGACGCUAUGGAGCACAUAAAGGACAAGAGAAGGGCCUGAAGCGACCACUUAUGUGAUCUCAACGAGGCUCGACCAGACUUGGAACCAAUUUUGUCUUCAUUGAGCGCUGUGCCAAAUUAGAACCAUGGCUGUUAUUAUGUCACUGUUCUACUU